AUGUCGUCGUCCCUGACCUGCUCCUCAUCGUUAUCAAAAUCAUUUUCUUCGGCGGCAGUACUGACCCCGCGUCGUCGGGGUCUUCGUCGAUGCAACAACAGCGUCGGUGGUGGUUUCUUCGCAGCAAAAACAUCCUCCUCGACGGCAUCAUCAGCGUCAACAAAUGAUGACGAGACGACGACGACGGGGAAACAACAAGAACAAGGACGCAACAACAAAAGCAACGAAACCCAAAAAACCGGUCGUCCUAAAUCUCCUUUUUAUUCGCAAGGGAAACAUCAGCGACGACGAGACGACAAAAUCAUUCAACUGAGGAGAGGAGAAUUUAAGAAUAGGGAGGAUCCACCUCCGUGGGAGACGACGUGGUCGGUGGAGAGUCGGUUGAUGAAAAUCGAAGGGAGUUUGUUCGAAGAAGAGGAAAAGGAAGAAGAAAUUGCUUCAUGUUUGAUAGACAUAAAAGGCUACGCGGAACCGAGUGGCCCGCACUCGUUCUUCCUGCAGGCGGAGAUCACCGGCCACAUACGAUGCCACUGCGACGCGUGCGACGGGAAGUUCAACUUACCGGUAAAAUCAGGAUUCAAACUUUUCCUGGACGAACACGCGACGGCGUUCGGCGAUGUCUCCGGAGACCUCGAAAUCGUCCCGUUCCCUCGCUCGACGGAACACGUGGAUUUAACCUCGGUCGCUCGGAGUUGGAUCGAGAUGAACUUAAAGGAGGAAUUUCUGUGCGACGAGUGCGGAGAGAACGACGGGGUCGUGGAGACGUGGAGUUUAGAUUACGACGGCGAGGUCAAGAUCACGAAAUGA
Messenger RNA from Bathycoccus prasinos, 807 nucleotides. RefSeq lists its product with no specific name. Lineage: Eukaryota; Viridiplantae; Chlorophyta; Mamiellophyceae; Mamiellales; Bathycoccaceae. The record is from RefSeq and is a predicted model, not a curated record. The transcript has a single exon. Bases 1 to 807 code for a protein of 268 amino acids.